Messenger RNA from Guillardia theta CCMP2712, 339 nucleotides. RefSeq lists its product as hypothetical. The record is from RefSeq and is a predicted model, not a curated record. The transcript has a single exon. The annotation marks the transcript as partial. NCBI's taxonomy places the organism in Eukaryota, Cryptophyceae, Pyrenomonadales, Geminigeraceae.
AAGAGAACCUGGAAUCAACAUUACUGCGAGCUCAUCCUGUUCAAACAACAACAUGGUCAUUGCAACGUCCCGCAGAAACGCUUCCACGACUUGUCGCUGUCUAACUGGGUAGCAUGGCAGAGGGCGAUAAAGCGUCGGAACACGAUGAGGAAGGAUAGAGAGCUGCUGCUGGAUGAGCUCGGGCUUCACUGGAGCUGGGUCAAAGUGCGUCAUGACUACUGGAACGAGCGGUACAGUGAGCUGCUCCGGUUCAAGUUGGCUCACGGCCACUGCAACGUCCCUCGGAGGUCAGAACUUGGCUCUUGGGUGAGCUGGAUGCGCCAGAGGCGCAACAAGGGA